AUGGGAAACCUUUGCUCCUGCUGCCGGUCCAACAAAGCGCAGGGUUAUGAGCCGUUGUUGCUCGAGAAUGAACGGGAGGCAGUUGCGGAUCUCCUCCAGUUCCUUGAGAAUCGAACAACAACCAACUUUUUCAGCGGCUCCCCACUCUCUGCACUUACCAUCUUAUCGUUCUCGGAGAAUGUCGAUUUGCAGAGAAGCGCUGCGCUCGCCUUUGCCGAAAUCACUGAGAAGGAAGUCCGUCAAGUCGGGAGAGAUACGCUCGACCCCAUCUUGUUCUUGCUCAGCAGUCACGAUACUGAGGUUCAACGAGCUGCUAGUGCUGCGCUGGGUAAUCUGGCCGUCAACACUGAGAACAAGAUCCUGAUUGUCAAGCUCGGCGGGCUCGAGCCUCUCAUCAGGCAGAUGCUUAGCCCCAACGUUGAGGUCCAGUGCAACGCAGUGGGAUGUGUUACUAACCUGGCAACACAUGACGAGAACAAGACCAUGAUUGCCAAGUCCGGGGCGCUUGUUCCUUUAACCCGACUCGCCCGCUCCAAGGACAUGCGUGUUCAGCGAAACGCAACUGGUGCCCUUCUCAAUAUGACCCAUUCUGACGAGAACCGUCAGCAGCUUGUUAAUGCCGGUGCCAUCCCAGUAUUGGUUGGAUUGCUUAAUUCUCCCGAUACUGACGUACAAUACUACUGCACUACGGCGCUCAGUAAUAUUGCCGUCGAUGCUGCAAAUCGCAAGAAGCUGGCCUCGAGCGAGCCUAAACUUGUGCAAAGUUUGGUUGCACUCAUGGACAGCCCAAGUUUGAAGGUCCAGUGCCAAGCCGCACUGGCUCUCCGUAACCUUGCAUCCGACGAGAAAUAUCAGCUCGAGAUUGUCAAAGCUGAUGGCCUUCAGCCUCUACUUCGUCUCUUGCAUAGCACCUUCCUUCCUCUGAUUCUUUCUUCAGCUGCAUGUGUCCGAAAUGUUUCCAUUCAUCCUCUGAACGAGGCGCCCAUAAUUGAAGCAGGAUACUUGGGCCCUCUGGUUGACCUUCUGAGCUUUGAAGAGAACGAAGAGGUUCAAUGUCAUGCUAUCUCAACUUUGCGUAACCUUGCUGCUAGCAGUGAGAAGAACAAAGGCCAGAUUGUGGCCGCGGGUGCAGCUCAGAAGAUCAAGGACCUAGUACUCAGCGUGCCUGUGAACGUCCAGAGUGAGAUGACUGCAUGCGUAGCUGUUUUGGCGCUGAGUGAUGAACUGAAGCCUCAGCUGCUCGAGAUGGGUAUCUGUGAGGUCUUGAUUCCUUUGACGAAUUCACCCAGUGUAGAGGUUCAGGGUAACAGCGCUGCUGCUCUGGGCAACUUGUCUUCUAAGGAGGAGCGCUCCUCUUUGGAUGACUACAGUGCAUUCAAUGAGGUCUGGGACAAACCUGAGGGCGGUCUUCACACGUACUUGUUCAGGUUCCUGAGCAGUACGGAUGCUACAUUCCAACACAUUGCAGUGUGGACGAUCGUUCAACUCUUGGAAUCACGGGAUGCUCAACUCACACACAACAUUCGCUCCUCGCCUUUGCUUAUUCCUCACAUCCGACACCUUUCGGCCUCGGCCGCAAGCUCUCCUUCGAGCUCACCCGGGUCCCACUCCCAAUCGCGUACCUCUUCUGACGAUGCUGGCGAAGGUGGACAGGGCGAAAUCGCAGCGCUGGCGCGGCGUAUUCUCGAAUUUACCGACGGAGAUGGCCCCGAAGAGGAGGGUGCGUCAGUGUCUGCCGGCGAUGACGAGAGGGAUGAUCAUGAGCUGAGGAAGAGCGUGAGAGAGGCACUUAAACCCUCACGUCACGAUUAA
Molecule: messenger RNA, 1812 nt
Organism: Rhizoctonia solani
Lineage: Eukaryota; Fungi; Basidiomycota; Agaricomycetes; Cantharellales; Ceratobasidiaceae
Product: vacuolar protein 8
Exons: 11
Coding region: 1-1812 (603 amino acids)
Biological process (GO): vacuole inheritance; nucleus-vacuole junction assembly
Cellular component (GO): fungal-type vacuole membrane
Molecular function (GO): protein-membrane adaptor activity; protein binding
Source: RefSeq, a predicted model, not a curated record